Molecule: messenger RNA, 3801 nt
Organism: Paraglomus occultum
Lineage: Eukaryota; Fungi; Glomeromycota; Glomeromycetes; Paraglomerales; Paraglomeraceae
Source: the annotation of a GenBank genome assembly
AUGAUAACGACAACUCCCACAAGAAUACCUGCGCCGGUGAGUGCCUCGAUUUCGAAGAGGAGAAUGCUAGUAAGGACUCCCAAAAGAGGUUUGGGAACAGGCAAUAUGACACCACGGACACCCAGAACACCAAGAUUGGCUGAAGAGGAGAUUAGACCGAGACUGGUAAUCGAAAAGUUGACGUUAACGAAUUUCAAAAGUUUUUACGGUACCAUAACUAUUGGACCUUUGCAUAAAUCAUUGUCAGCUGUAGUAGGACCAAAUGGAUCGGGAAAGUCUAAUGUGGUUGACUCGCUGCUAUUCGUAUUUGGAUAUCGCGCUUCCAAAAUGCGACAAGCAAAAGUGUCCGAUCUCAUCCACUCUUCGCACGGACACGAAGAACUGGACAGUUGUUCAGUAGAAGUGCACUUUCGGGAGAUACUCGAGCAGGCAAUUUUUUUAAUUGACAUUUCCCCAAUCUCGCAGCCAAGCUCAGAUGACUUUGAAUCAAUUCCAAAUUCGGAACUAAUUAUCUCGCGACAUGCAUUUAAAAACAACACAAGUAAAUAUUACAUCAACGGUCGUUUAAGCAAUCACACUGAACUAACUGCUCUGCUGAGAGAACGAGGAAUUGACUUGGAUCAUAAGAGAUUUCUUAUACUGCAGGGUGAAGUCGAGUCUAUAUCACUUAUGAAGCCAAAGGCAGCCAAUGAACAUGAAGAUGGAUUAUUAGAGUAUCUAGAGGAUAUUAUUGGAACUUCAAAGUAUAAAAUGCCUAUAGAAGAAGCUCUUCAGGAUAUCGAAAGCUUGACAGUAGAACGCGCCGAGAAGCUGAAUCGAUUAAAGCUAGUAGAAAAGGAAAAAGACGCGUUAGAGGAACAAAGAAAAGAAGCCGAGAAUUACCUUCGCGAGGAAAACUCGUUAAUAAUGAAGCAAUCUGUCUUUUACCAACGAGAAGUUUUGGAAUGCAAGAAUCGCGUCGAGAUUGCCACAGUUGCUGUCAAUGAACUGAAAAGUCAACUAGCCGCAGAACAAGAAAAAUAUGUCAACAUUAAGGAUGAUACUAAAGAAAUAGAAGAAAAGUAUAACCGCACCGCCAGAGAGUACGAGAAACUGGAAAAUAAAGUAAACGAAGUGUCGACCGAACUGGCAAGAUGCGAGACCGAAGACAUUCAAUUGCAAGAGAGAAAGCGUGAUACUAAUUCUCGAAUAAAGAAGAUUACUAAAACUCUGCAGAACGAUCGUAAAACUUUGGAGACAAAGCAAAACUCGAUACAUGAUUACGAAAAAGAGCUCAUACAACAGAAGAAAGAUAUCUCUCGACUUGAAAAGUCGCUUAAAGCUGAAGAAACUGAACUUGAAAAAAUAACGGAAAGCUUGAAAGGCAAAACGGAAGUCUAUUCUUCGCAGAUAGAACAGCAACAAAAAAAUCUUGCUCCGUGGAUUGAACAAAUCAAUAACAUACAAUCUCAGAUAGACGUCGCUCAAUCCGAAUAUGAUAUUAUCAAGAACAAGCAUGUAUCUAUGAAAUCUGCUCUUGAACAAGCCGAGCAAAAUGUGGUUGAACUCGAAGAAUCCCGAAAGGCUAAGGAAAAAGAAAUAAGAGCGCUAAGGACCGAGCGCGAGCAGAUUAAAAAAACCAUUCAAGUAUUGGACUCCAAAAUACGGGAAAAUGCGAUACAAUACACUAAAACAAAAUCAGCCCUUGCUGAAGCUAGACAAAAAGCUAAUGAAGCCAAAUCUACAUUCCAAUCAUCCCAAUCGCGCGGCACUGUCUUGACAAGUUUACUGAAUCUACGCAACAGCGGUCGUAUACGAGGCCUCCAUGAUCGACUGGGUAAUCUUGGCGUAAUUGACGAUAAAUACGAUGUAGCAAUAAGCACGGCGUGCUCAUCGCUUGAAUAUAUAGUAGUUGACACUGUCGAAUGUGGCCAAUCUUGCAUCGAAUAUCUUAGACGCCAGAAUCUCGGUCGCGCUCGUUUCUACAUCCUCGAGAAAAUUCCAUCACAAGAGAUGUCCCGUAUUCAAACACCAGAGAAUGUGCCACGUCUAUUCGACUUGGUGAAGCCCAAAGAUCCUCGGUUUGCUGGCGUUUUCUACAAGGCACUUGGAAACACUCUUGUUGCUAGAGAUCUCACUCAAGCGAAUAGAAUAGCAUUCGGCAAAACUCGUUAUCGCGUUGUUACCCUAGACGGUAGAUUGAUAGAAGCUUCUGGUGCUAUGUCAGGAGGAGGAUCGAAAGUGUCUAGAGGCGGAAUGAGUUCAAAGUUUGUUAGUGAUGUUACUCAAAAUGUUGUUGACAAAUUGACGAAAGAGCAAAAUAAAUGGGAGGAAAAGUGGCGCGAAGUGCAGGAAGAAAAGACAGAGUUGGAGAAAAUGAUCGAGGGAAAAAAUGAAGAGCUGCCGAAAUUGGAAAUGAAGCUUUCGAAAAUAGAUAUGGAUUUGGAUGCAUGCGGACAGGCUAUUGUGGAUGCGCAGAAGAAUGUCGCCGAAUUAAGGAAACAGAAAAAGCCAAAUGUCGAAGAUGGGCGUCGGAUGGCGCAAUUGCAGUCAACUAUCGAACAGUAUACAACCAAAGCCAAUCAAUUAAGGAAGCAGUCGGCAAAGAUUGAAGAUGUGAUUAAGACCUUACAAGGAAAAAUUCUUGAAAUCGGUGGUGACAAACUGAGAAAUCAAAAGACUAAAAUUGAUAAUAUUAAGGAGCGUAUUGAUACAGCGAAUAAUAACAUCACAACGGCACAAGUGGCAAAGACCAAGGCCGAAAAAGACAUCAUUAAACUUGAAGCUUCGAUUUCUAAAGCAGAGAAAGAGGCAGAGGCUUUAACUAAAGAGUUCGAAGAGCUGGACCGAGUUAUCGAGAAAAAUGCGCAAGACACUUCUAAAAUCGAAACUCAAGUUCAGGAGGCCAAAAAGGUAAUGAAAGCAAAAGAAGAAGAGCUAGCAACAAUGAAACGCGAGCUUGACGAAAAAACAGCUGUAAUCAACGAAAUUCGUGCAUCAGAGAUUGUGAUUAAGAACAAGUUGGAAGAUUUUGAAUCGGGCUUGGUUAACCUUAAUCGUCAAUUGAGACAUUGGCAAUCAAAACUGAAAGAAUUGUCGCUGCAUAAACUUCCAGGUGAAGAGCAUAUUGAACUGCAAAUUUUUACAGAUGAUGAACUCAUGGACUUUGAUAAGGAAGAAUUGCGAAAAGACAUUGACGCACUCGAAGAGAAAAUACAAAGUGCCAACCCCAAUUUGUCUGUUCUGGAAGAAUAUCGUCAGCGUGAAGAAGAAUACGCCAUGCGAGCUAAAGAUUUGGAAGAAGCAAGCGCGAGAAGUGAUGCCGCCAAGAAGAAAUAUGAAGAACUACGAGAUUUGCGAUUUGAUGAAUUCAUGAAAGGAUUUACUUGCAUUUCGCAAAAAUUGAAGGAAAUGUAUCAGAUGAUUACACUUGGUGGCAAUGCCGAGUUGGAAUUGGUAGACAGUCUAGAUCCAUUUUCUGAAGGCAUUGUAUUCAGCGUUAUGCCACCAAAGAAAAGUUGGAAAAAUAUAUCAAAUCUAUCUGGCGGUGAGAAGACUUUAAGCUCCUUAGCAUUGGUUUUUGCACUUCACCAUUUCAAACCCACGCCUAUAUAUGUAAUGGAUGAGAUUGAUGCAGCAUUAGACUUUAGAAAUGUCUCUAUUGUGGCCAACUACAUUAAAGAGCGCACAAGGAAUGCGCAAUUUAUUAUUAUUAGUCUACGAAAUAACAUGUUUGAGCUGGCUGAUCGAUUAGUGGGGAUCUACAAGACUGAGGAUAAGACCAAGUCCAUAACGGUAUCCCCGGCUGUGUUGGCGACAUAA